Caenorhabditis briggsae is the source of this 963-nucleotide messenger RNA. It is a transcript of the gene Cbr-col-35, whose product is annotated as Protein CBR-COL-35. The coding region runs from base 1 to 963 and encodes 320 amino acids. Lineage: Eukaryota; Metazoa; Nematoda; Chromadorea; Rhabditida; Rhabditidae. The record is from RefSeq and is a predicted model, not a curated record. Gene Ontology annotation, molecular function: structural constituent of cuticle. The transcript has a single exon.
AUGUCUUACAGUACCUCCUACUAUUUCAUUCUUUCGUCGACGAUCGGUUGCUCGCUGAUCGUCGUCGCUUCAUUGCUCACCCUCUACUCUAUCUCUCUUGAUAUCCAACAAUUUGAAAUCGAUAUCAACAGUGAUAUGAUUCACUUCAAGACUCGUGCCAAUGAUGUUUGGGACCGUAUGGUCAAAGGAGAACAAACAUCUCCAUCCUUCGGAAGACACAUCUUAGCCAAGAGAGCCGCGUAUGCCACUGCUGGAGACGCUGCCCAAUGCAAUUGCGCAGCUCAAGCCUCCGGAUGUCCAGCAGGACCACCAGGACCACCAGGACAAGAUGGAGCACCAGGAGAGCCGGGAGAGGCAGGCAAGGACGGAGAAAGCGGACCAGCUGGAGCCGCCGACAGUUUCUUGGGUGCUGAAGGAAACUGCAUCAAAUGUGACGCCGGACCACCAGGACCUCCAGGACCGGAUGGAAAUGUUGGACCACCAGGACCAGCAGGACCAGCUGGAGCUGAUGGAGACGCUGCUGGACCAGGACUUGCUGGAGCCCCAGGAGAGCCAGGGCCAGCUGGACCAGAUGGGCAGCCAGGAGCACCAGGACCUGACGGACCUCCAGGAGCCGCUGGAACUACGAGCACUAACGAACCAGGACCACCAGGACCGCCAGGGCCGCCAGGACCUGCUGGACCAACUGGAGAGGAUGCGGCUGCACCAGUUUCGCCAGCAGGACCAGCUGGGCCACCAGGGCCACCAGGAAAGGAUGGAGGAGCUGGAGCACCAGGCGCACCAGGAGGGCCAGGAACUGAUGGAGCACCAGGAGCUGAUGCUGCCUAUUGCCCAUGCCCACCAAGAACUCCAGGAUUGGGAGAGGAGCCAGCAGCAGCGCCAGAAGCUGCAGGAGGAGCCGAUGCAACCAAGGCAGGAUCCUACAGUGGAAGCGCCGUUCUUCGCCGCCGUGCUCGCUAUUAA